Messenger RNA from Plodia interpunctella (Indianmeal moth), 1303 nucleotides. RefSeq lists its product as uncharacterized. NCBI's taxonomy places the organism in Eukaryota, Metazoa, Arthropoda, Insecta, Lepidoptera, Pyralidae. The transcript has 4 exons. The record is from RefSeq and is a predicted model, not a curated record. Bases 94 to 693 code for a protein of 199 amino acids.
CAGACUAAUUCCUGAUGCCCUGGUGUGAACUGUCAUGACUCAAUCAAGUCACAUCAUUAGUUCAUUACCAUAGUUCGCAGCUCCAAGAGUGACAUGUCACCACUGCUGAAAAUAUUAACAGCAUUAGCUAUAGCGGGCGUGGCUUCUGCAUCGAAGCACCAUGGAAAGAAUAACACCUGCCAGGAGUUCACCCAGGGGUUGAUGUUCAACGAAACUCUAGCUGUCGGCUCCUGGCACCUGCUCCACUACAGCACUGACAAGGCCAACGGCUCGGGGGACUCGCGUUCACACUGUAUCCAGAUCAUACCGGUCACUGAUAAAGACCGGAGAGAUCUAUCAGACCUGGUGGGGAAGUUUGUGGAGAAUCUGAAAUGGGAAAACCUGACUCUGAAGAUGCAGAUACCGUGCUCCGCGGCAGCCUCCAAUCGCACCCGUGAUUACUACCUGGAGAAAUUGGAGAAUGACGGCUCCUACAGAACCUUGCAAAUACCUCAUACUACGGCAAAAUUGGACCUGGCCGAAUUCCACCGCUACCCGAUGCGGUUGAAGAUCAUUGAGAACCAGUACCUGGGCAUGAUGGACUGCCAUGAGAAGUUUCUGUUCCUUCUGGGCAAGCACCCGCCUGGAGGAAAGCCUGUCGACGACCGACUUCGCAAGAUGAUUGAAAUUUACUGGCCUGAAGACAGAAAAUAGUAUCAAAAUAAUUUUUGCGUCUAAUUUACAAUAUCUAUAAAUACAAAUAGUAAGAUUACAGUUAAAUCUAAACGUACCUCUAGUAUGUUUUUGUUUUGCAGUUUAAUUGUCGGACACAUGUAAAAAAAAUAAUUAACAAAAUAUUACAAAAGUAGAUUUAAAUCUACUUUUGUAAUAUUUUGUUAAUUAUUUUUAGCCGAUGUUAACAUCGGCUCGCAAACUAGAGAACCUGGAACAUUGUUACUGUAAGAUUUAUUCUAGCAUUUUAGUAGAUAAGAAACCUGUAAGUAUAUAAGUAGUAAAUAUUUUCACAGCUUUACACAAAAAUAUACCUAUCUUCGCUGUCAUAAAACGGUCAUAGCAACGAUUCAAAGCAAACAAAAACUCAAAGUUUCAAACAAUAAUCGCUUCAAUUAAAUAUUCUACAAAGUCAAAUGACGUAAAUGGACAAUUAAAGUGUAAUUUUGGUGUAGUGGUGCGGGGUGUUUCGCUGAGUGCUGGGGUGCAGGCGACACAGCGCGAGCGCCGCGCGAAACCUUGGUCCUUGAGUCUGCUAUUUAUUUUUUAUUAAAUCGAAUAAAAAUAUAUCUAUUUCCUGUUUUAUAUAUAA